Molecule: messenger RNA, 5478 nt
Organism: Anas platyrhynchos (mallard)
Lineage: Eukaryota; Metazoa; Chordata; Aves; Anseriformes; Anatidae
Gene: TOR4A
Product: torsin family 4 member A
Biological process (GO): negative regulation of apoptotic process
Cellular component (GO): endoplasmic reticulum lumen; nuclear envelope
Molecular function (GO): ATP binding; ATP hydrolysis activity
Source: RefSeq, a predicted model, not a curated record
AAGCUCCUGUACUGCAAAACCCAGAAGACACAAACCAAUGCCUCCCAGCUCACUGUUUUUGGCAGGCUCACUAUUUUUUUAUGGACUCACUCCUUCCUGGUUUCACCCUCUGGCUUUGCCCCAAGCUGCACCGAUAACCCCCGAGCACACCGCAACCACUGUAACCUCUCCGGUGCUGGGCUGGGGUUAAUCACACCCCACAGGGUGGGGAUGUUUUGCCCAAAAUCAGGGCUCUCGAGGCUGAUGAGCUCACCUGGGAGCCCCAGCCACGCUCGGCAGCCUUCGCACUCCUUCGCACGAAGCGGCUGCACCGGGCGCUGAGCAAGAGAAGGGCGAAAACGGAGCGGCCGGCGGAGCAGAAGGAAGUGCCGCCGGGGCCACUCCUCCGCGCCAUUUCCUCCCUGCGCCUGGGUUUUUAUACGGAUGCAAGGGGCAGCGCGGGCGGCCGGCCCGUCCGAGGCCUCUGCCUGGGCUGGGGUGACCGAAGGGGAGCACCGGCGGCCGGCCCCGAGGAGAGGCUGCGGGUCCCUGCGCUCCAUCCGGCCCCGUCCCCUGCGUGCCCUGCAGCCUCGCAUGCACCGAGCUCCGGUUGGUGAAAGCCUGGGGUUGGGUGGACAGCUGGCUUUUGGGGCGUCACAGCAAAAAAGAUGAUGUGAAUGUGCUGUAAGAACCAAGUGAGAUGGAUGGAGAGCUGUCCUGUGAGAAGGUGGAUGGAGAAAUGCCGGCUGACAUGGGGGAUGUGGGAGGAGAGAUGCCAAGUGCUGAGAGUGAUACAAAAGGAGAGAUGUCCAGUGCUGAGAGCAAUGUGGAAGUAGAGAUGUCCAGUGCCGAGGGCGCUGCAAAAGGAGAGAUGUCCAGUGCUGAGAGUGAUGCGAAAGGAGAGAUGUCCAGCGCUGUGAGCGAUGUGAAAGGAGAGAGGUCCUGUGCCGACAGUGAUGCAAAAGGAGAGAUGUCCAGCACUGAGAACAAUUCGAAAGUAGAGAUGCCCAGUGCUGAAAGCAAUGCAGAAGAAGAGGCCCCUUGUGCUGAGGGCAGUGUGGAAGAAGUGAUGCCCUGCACAGACAGUGACGGGGAGGGAGAGAUGCCCUGUGCUGAGACUGAUGCAAGAGGAGAGGCAAUGUACUAUGAAAGUGAUGAGGAAGAAGGGCCUGAUGCUGAAAACCCUGACUCUUCAAAGAAAAUCUCGUUUAUUUCUUCUCCCUUGCGGGCAAUUGUCCGCCUUCGACGGCGAUACCGGGUGCAAAAGAAAAGCCGCCUGCAUUUAGAGCUCCCCCGAGAAAAAUCGUCAGAGCAUGUCCACGCGCGGCUGCUCCAGAGGCAGUUUUCCCUGACCCGAUCCAGCCUGUACGGCUCCUCCAUGUCCUUCUUUAAUCAGAGUGGCUUUGAAACGUCACAGUACUUCACCUUUGACACAUCUGUGGAGCAGCGUUCAAUGAACAAAUCCAGGCGGAAAAAGAAACGAAGGAAAUCGCGGAUAGUCCUGUAUCCAGAUAAAACAAAAAGAUACCUUCCAACAGAGGAGAAGAGCAAUGCGAAACGCUGCCUCCUCUUGCUCAUUGUCAUUAUCUUCUUCCAGAUUCUCAAUGCUAUAGAGAACCUGGAUGACAAUCUCCAAAAAUACGACCUCGAUGGUUUAGAGAAAACAAUGCACCGGGAAGUAUUUGGGCAGAAGGUUGCUGUGGAAAGUAUUAUGGAACUGCUGAAAGACUAUCUGGCUACCCACAUACACAACAAGCCUCUAGUAAUUUCUUUAAAUGGCCCAACAGGGGUUGGGAAGAGUCACGUCGGCUGGCUGCUGGCCAAACAUUUUCGUUCUGUCAUGGACAAUGACUUCGUGCUUCAGUACUUUGUUAUGCAUCACUGCCCAAACGGUGUGGCUCCUCUUACUUGCGAAAUAGAUUUGUCUAAGAAAAUUUCUGACAUGGUUACAAGAGCAGAAAUAGAAGAGAAAAUACCACUGUUUAUUCUGGAUGAGGUUGAGCUCAUGUCCCCAGUCCUGCUGGAUACUCUCAGCCGAUUCUUUGAACCCAAUCAAACCAACGAGUUCCUGAAUGCCAUCUACAUCUUAAUAAGCAACAUAGGAGGUGGCGAAAUAACCCAGUUUGUUAUCCAGAAUGCAUCUGCUGAGCUUCUGCGUCAGCAGAGGGGAGCUGAAGAGCUGCUGAGAGUUGUCCAGCCUGUGCUGAUCCAUACCCACCCUCUCUGGAAGUCUGCAGACAUCAUCCCCUUCAUUCUCCUGGAGAAGAGCCACGUCGUCAACUGCUUCCUAGAGGAGAUGAGGAGGGAAGGGCUGUAUCCCGACCAGGACCACGUUGAGAAUUUAGCCAGCCAGCUCAGUUACUACACUACAGGUGACAAGCAGUACUCCAGGAUGGGCUGCAAGCAGGUCGUGGCCAAAGUCAACCUGCUGUAGUGACUCACUGCGGAGACUGAACCCUGUGCUCAGGAUUUACAAAAUUCUGGGCUUACAGAGGAGUUUUACAGAGGCCUGUGGUCCAGGUGGCCUCCUGCCACCUGCUCAGAGGCUGCCCUGGUUGAGGCAGUGGGAUGGCAGCCUGAGCUCCUCUGCAGUACGAUCGCUCUUCUCCAGAUGCCUCACUUGUUCCUGCUGUGCUGUGAACAAGGCACGGUCAACGAAGCCCAGCAGCCUCCCAGUAAUUUGGAGAUGUUUUGUUUGUUCCUCACGUGCUCAUUCAGGACACUGGUCAUUAAGGAGUUGUGAGAUGAGAACAGAUGUUGUGGGGAACAAGCCAAAGGGAAGGAACCAUGACCCAUUUGGGUUUCCUGUCUUGGCAGCACAGGGAGCUGCAUCUCGCUCCUUCUCCAGGCUCAGUCUUCACCCCUUCGUUCUUCUUGAUCCUGGCUGGUGUUGUGCAAGCCAGGUGGCUCUGCAGAACAGAGUCAAUGCUGCCAGCAUUGGGGAUGCCUUGAGAAUGGAGAAUUUGUGGCCCCUCAGCCCUAAAUGCCUGGGCAGUCAGAGCUCUGCCUUCUCCAUCUCCUACGUGACCGCACGCUCCUGAGGUUGCUUUGUGUUCUUGGACUGGUUCCUGAGCUGUUGCUCGGCUGAGCUCAUACCUGAGCUCACCUUUGGCACCUCCAGCGAGGUUUCUGCCCUGCGAGUCUGUCUGGGCUCGCCUUGAAGACUGUGCCAGCCAGGGCAGAAAGCACUGCCAGAGUGGUUGGGGUCUGGUGCAGGCAACUUGUCCUGAGAGCUCUUCUGCUUUUUGCUCCUGGGUACACUUCACUGUGCUCAUUAUCUAGAAAGCCCAAAAUAGCAACUGACAGAUAUUAAGUAACACACACUGGAAAAGACAAUUUGGGCUGUCUGGGCCAAGGGCGGCAAGAUCCUGGGCCCGUUCCUAGUGCUGCAAGGCCAAAAAGAGGUUCUGUGCCACUGAGACCUGGUGGAGAGCAUGUGGCCUGGAAGCUCCUCAGGAAGAGCACAGGUCCUUGUUUUGAGCAGGCAAUCGGAGCAGGUAUUUAUGGCAUUGCUUUUUCAGGUUUUGGUUUUGUGCCCAGAUCCCCUUCUACAGUUUGCUGUGAAUUAUCGUAUACAUAAUCCUGUGGAUGUUUGCACUGGUUGGUUGAUUUGCCUCUUUCUAACUGUUGGUCUUCAAAGACGUCCAUCACAAACUCCUGUUUCCAGAGCUAUUGUCAGGAAUAAAUCCAAACUGUCCUGAAUAAAAUCACUCAAAGUACUUUUCCUCUAUUUCACUGAAAUGUGGUUUUCCUCUGAAUUUUCUCUUCUGCCUCAAUGCAGCUGACUCAGACUGGGAGCAAAGGCUGCAGCUUUGCUGAGUGCUUUUUGCAGACCACCUCGACGCAGCGUGCGCAGCUCCUGGGGUUUGCCUGUGGUAAGCCAAAUGCCCCAAAACACACAGUGCAGCAGCACUGAAAGCUGGGUGCUGCACAGCUCCUCCACCCUAUGGAGCUGCCUGGGGGAGGAUGAAGCCGGAGACCUUGUAAAUGGGCCCUUGGCUGAGACAAUGCGAGGCUGGGAAGCCUGUGCGUGGCUUCUCCUCUUGCAGCUGCCCAGUGGAGAAGCCUUUUUCUCCUGCAGAAUUGCCUGUGAGAGCAGCUGGGGCAGGGAGUCCACAGGGCUGGUUGCAUGGCUUAGGGGAAGGGCUCUGAAUGAAGCUGAGCCACCCUCUAGAUACAAGUGCAAGAGGGCUGAUCUCCACAAAACGUGACGUGUGUGAGCUGGUUUCCAUAGCUUAAUGAGAUUUUACCACCAGCACAGUUAAUGUGUUUUUAUCCUGGAUAAGAAACAGAAACAACACAAGGACCAGAUUCCCUCCCCAUCCACCUGGGAGAGGGACAGAGGUUAUUUCUGUUUUCUUCUGCCACGGUCUCCCUCUUCUGGGAGGAACUCAAAGCUGAAGGGUAUGACGGGAGGGGUCAGCAUCACACACGCCGCCUGCACUUGGGAGUGGAAAAUGUGACCAGUGGCUAUCGUGUCGUGCUCCAGGGUGCUGCUGAAGCAGGCACCCGUGGGCAUUGGGUUGCAGAUGGCUUCUGUGGUGGUGUCAGGACAAGCAGCAGUGCUGCCUUCAGAGUGCAAAGCAGUCCUGGCUCUACUGAGCACAAGGCAUGAGGUACACUCGUGCAUUUAACGAACUGCCAAGGCUUUUGCUUCUUGUGAAGCUCCUCUGAGAAGGAGGCACAGCUUUCUGCUGCAUGAAGUGUGGCUUGGGGACCACCUCAGUGCUGAAGAGCCAGUGCUGGACAUGUGCUGGCCCUCCCCCUGCGCCCAGCACUCCUGGCAGCCUCCACCUCUGGAGGCCUUUGUUGGAAAGCAUGGGCACCUCCAGGCUAGAGAGAUGACUUUCCCUGCUGGACGACUCUCCAGGCUGUUCCCAGGACUGGGAUCCCAACUCAGACAACUUCUCCAGGUUGUCCCAAGUCCCAAGAGCUGGUUGUCCCAAGGUUGUCCCAAGAGCUGCUCCUCUGAAUCACCAGAGAUGCUCCUAUACCCACCUGGCACCAAAAUGCUGGGUGACAGGUCUGGAUCUAGCAGUAAAGAUCUCCUCUGGUGAAGCUUGAAUGUGAUGACCAGAUAGUGGUGGCUUGUCUUUAGUCCUCUUCUGUCUCGAAUACUCCUGAAACAGGACCCAGGGUGCUCCCAGAGAGAUUUCUCUCCAUGGCUGUGGCUGAGGUGCUAUGGUUCAUGUAGAUGAACCUCUGAAUUCCCAGGGACCUGUUCUCCACUUUUCUCCCCUAACCCUUUUUCUCCUACUAAAUGAGCUGCACAGCUCAGUGCAGCCGCGUCAUGCUGGCCCCUGUUCCUCUUAAUAUCUUUGUUAUAGUCAAUUGUGGAAAUAUGGCUCUGUAGGAGAUCCCACUAGGGAUAAAGACACUGAUGACAGCUGCACCUUUGUUCUGUGCUUUCAUCAGCUCCACAGGUGAAAGGUGGCUGCUCUAAACGUGGGAGCCACCGUAUAUAUUUGGUGUAGGUGUGGCUGGGAUGGCAUCCUGUGU